Molecule: messenger RNA, 1613 nt
Organism: Prunus mume (Japanese apricot)
Lineage: Eukaryota; Viridiplantae; Streptophyta; Magnoliopsida; Rosales; Rosaceae
Product: pentatricopeptide repeat-containing protein At5g66520-like
Biological process (GO): RNA modification
Molecular function (GO): RNA binding; protein binding
Source: RefSeq, a predicted model, not a curated record
AGGAGAGCAAUGUAUGUAAAGCGUUAUGCAUAGAGCAGCUCUAAUUUUCCUACGAAACUAAACAAACAAUGCAAUCCUUGGUCAAUCUGUCUAACCAUCUGAUCAAACCCAGAAACCAUGCCUCUUGUUGGUUUGUCCAAAAUUUUAAUUCAUGGGUUAAAGCUAUACGAAAUGCUCCUUCCCCCCAUGAAGCUUUGGGUAUCUACUGUCAAAUGCAACGUCAAUCUGUUCGUUUCGAUAGCUUCUCCAUGCUCCUUACGCUGAAAUCAUGCACCCAAUUGAAGAGUGAUGCAGUCAUUCAACAUCUCCAUGCCCACAUCCUUAAACUUGGCUUUAGAUCUGAUCUAUAUGUGGCCAGUGCACUCCUCAAUGCGCACUCUACUGCCUCGCUUGAAGAUGCCUGUGUACUGUUCGAUGAAAUGCCUGACAAGAACACGGUCACCUGGAAUACAAUGAUUUCUGGGUAUUUGAGAUCUGGGGAUGUAAAGAGAGCGCGUUUGGUUUUUGAGGAAAUGCCAUUGAGAGAUAUCGCUUCAUUUUCUGCCAUGAUCAGUGGGUACGUGCAAAAUGGCAAUCAUAAGCAUGCCUUAUUGCUCUUUCGGAGUAUGGUAAUGAAUGAGAACGAAGGUAUAAGACCUGACGGAGGGAUUGCAGUCUCAGUUUUAUCCUCUUGUGCCCGCAUGGGUACCCAUGGGCUGUUGUUGGGGAAAUCAGUUCAUGGGUUUAUGGUCAAGAAUCACUGGGAGUUGAAUGUGGAACUUGGCACCACAUUGGUUGACAUGUAUGCUAAGUGUAGGUCUUUGAAAGGAGCUGCAACGGUUUUUGAAUUGAUGCAAGAAAGAAGUGUCACGUCUUGGACUGCAUUGAUUUGUGGAUCAGCACAACAUGGCUGCAGCAGAGCAGCAUUUUCCUUGUUUGGGAAGAUGCAACAAGCCGGUGUGAGACCUAGUGAACAGACUUUCACAGGAAUUCUUAGUGCUUGUAUGCACAAAGGACUAGUUGAGGAGGGGCGCAAAUACUUCAAGUUGAUGGAAGAAAGUGGCUUGGAGCCUACAAUUCAGCAUUAUGGAUGCAUGGUCCAUUUGUAUUGUAAGGCAGGACUGUUAGAAGAAGCUUAUGAGGUAAUUAAGAAAAUGAGACAUGAACCCGAUAUUUAUGUCUGGGAAUCUUUUUUGUCUGCUUGUAUGAAGCAUAAACGGUACGAGAUGGCGGAAAGAGUAGCUGAGCAAGCCAUGAAGAUGGUAAAACCAGGAAACGAUGAUCGGCUUUAUUCUCUUAUCUCGGAUUUGUAUGCUUUGGGUGGAAAGUGGGAUGAUGCUGACAGAGUGAGGAACUUCAUGGUCAAGCAAAAUGCGAGGACGGUUAAGGGCUCUAGGUUUGUUAGAACGGAUAGUAGAAUGUUAACAUUCCAUCUGUCCUCGGGCAACCCAUGAGAUUUACCUGGAUGAUAUUAACUUGGGUUGAGCUUUCAAUUUGUUAAGAUGGCUCAUUUGUUUUGUUAGAUUGAUCGCAAUAAUAACAUCCUUUGCUUUGAUUGUCAUAGGAUUUGUUGGAAUUUGGGAUUUGGGACAACAGUUGGAUGCUCCAAUCUGAUUGAGGAGUAGUUCUGAGUU